Molecule: messenger RNA, 702 nt
Organism: Nematolebias whitei (Rio pearlfish)
Lineage: Eukaryota; Metazoa; Chordata; Actinopteri; Cyprinodontiformes; Rivulidae
Product: claudin-15
Exons: 4
Coding region: 1-702 (233 amino acids)
Biological process (GO): cell adhesion; bicellular tight junction assembly
Cellular component (GO): plasma membrane; bicellular tight junction
Molecular function (GO): structural molecule activity
Source: RefSeq, a predicted model, not a curated record
AUGAACAUGAUAGUGGAAGCUGUUGCCUGCUUUUUGGGAUUUUUGGGCUGGCUGAUGGCUGGUGUGGCCAUUCCAAAUCGAUACUGGAGGGAGUCUUCGUUUGAUGGUAAUGUUAUUACCAUGUCUUCCGUCUACGAGAAUCUCUGGAUAUCCUGCGCAACUGAUGCUACUGGAAUUCACAACUGCCGGGAUUUUCCAUCUCUGCUUACACUGAAUGGGUACGUUCAGGCCUCCCGGGCACUGAUGAUCACCUCCAUCGUGUUUGGGAUGUUCGGCCUCGCGGCCUGUCUUGUAGGAAUGCAGUGUUCUAAAAUAGGUGGAGAAAACUACGUUCUGAAGGGGAGGAUUGCAGCAGUCGGAGGAGUGUUCUUUAUACUUCAAGCAACAGUCUACAGCAACUGGGCGUUCGCUUUCACAGCUCCGGACAAACUCGUAGUAACGACAAAAACCGGAGAAAUCAUCCUCUGCCACUGUGAAGCGAAAGUGUACGACCACGAGCAGAUCCAGAGGAUUAGAUCUUCCAGAUCGGCUGACCUAACGGAGAUCAGCCCAGCAAGUCAUCCCGCUGUCCCGGCCCAGGAGGCCAGGACACCCAGAAAGCGAGCGGCGCCAGAUGAAGAUCAGGCGGAGCAAUCCACUUCGAACGCAGACCUGGACAACAUGACGGUGGUUGACUCCUGGGAGGGAGAACAGGAAGGCUAG